Hemibagrus wyckioides is the source of this 2354-nucleotide messenger RNA. RefSeq lists its product as uncharacterized. The record is from RefSeq and is a predicted model, not a curated record. The coding region runs from base 225 to 1004 and encodes 259 amino acids. The transcript is spliced from 8 exons. Lineage: Eukaryota; Metazoa; Chordata; Actinopteri; Siluriformes; Bagridae.
UACUAUCUACAGUGAUUACGUCAUCGGUCUCCGCUGUAUAAUGUGAUUUUUGCGGAGUCGGAAUUAAAUGGCUUUUUUCCCCGCGAUCCGUUUGAGGUUUAAAACCAGAAGAACGUAGAAAAAUGUAUGGAACGGGUUGAUGCUCUCGGAGGACGGUGUCUGAGGGAUGGAGGGAUCAUAAAGAGGUUUUAAACGACAAAAAAAAUCCUGACAGAUCUGCAAGGAUGACAGCUGUCAGUUUGUCAGCACCACUUUGUCAACCGUGCGCAUAUGAUAGCAGAUUCAAAGUGGAGGUUUAUCUGAAGAAGCCCCUGAGGCCCAUCCACCUGAGCCCAGAGCAGGUAGCACUAGACAUGUUUUGUCUUUGCGGCCAACUCGACCUCCUUGUCAGAUCUCAGGUCCAUCAGGGGCAGUCAAAACUGGACAUGAGUCCUGAGGAAUUGGAAGCUUUCCGAAAUCAAGGUGCUGAGAUUAUAGAUCAGAUGAAGCAGUGCCUUGAACACUUGCCUAAACCUGCACCGUUGCUGGAGGACUACUUGGACAUUGCUGGAUUGUCUCUCAUGUUCCCUAGAGUGGAAGUCUAUAUUAUCCAUGGAAGUCCUGUGGAUAUGCUGGAGAGACCAGCAUUGGAUGGCUAUUUCCCUCACCUUGGAAGGCUGAACCAACUGCUGAGGUUUAGUCAGCUACUAGAUAAUGAUGUGAAGCACCUCGGAAGACACAAAUAUAUUGCCCAUAAGCUUGCUGUAGUACAUCAAGUGCUUAACAGCUUCAAAGAUGUAUUCCCAUUGUCAGCUAUAAAAAAAGACAUUGAAACCAAUUUUAGACAAAUAAAAAUGUCUUUAGUAGCAGAGGAAGGAUCCAUACAAGAACCACAAUUACCAGCUCAAUACAUCAGCUGGGUAUCACAGGUAACACAGAGUCUAAUAUCAGCCAUCUCUUCACUUCCAGAAGAGCUCACAGAGGAAAUCAGUCCAGUCAUGUCAUUUGUCUCUGAGUUGUCCUGACAAGAAAAAAAAUGGUACAGUAGCUAGGGCAAAUACACUAUAUUACCCAAGGUUUUGGGACACCCCUCCAAAUCAUUGAAUUCAGGUGUUGUUUUUCAGGGGUUGGGCUUGGCCCCUUAGUUCCAGUGAAAGGAACUCUUAAUGCUUCGGCAUACCAAGACAUUUUGAACAAUUUCAUGGUCCCAACAUUUUGGGAACAGUUUGGGGAUGACCCCUUCCUGUUCCAACAUGACUGCACACCAGUGCACAAAGCAAGGUCCAUAAAGACAUGGAUGAGGGAGUUUGGUGUGGAGGAACUUGACUGGUCUGCACAGAGUCCUGACCUUGCUUUGUGCACUGCUGUACAAUCAUGUUGGAACAGGAAGGGGUCAUCCCCAAACUGGAACAGGAAGGGGUCAUCCCCAAACUGAUCCCCCAAAGAGCUUCAACUCUUCUUGGAAGGCUUUCCACAAGGUUUAGGAGUGUUUAGGAGUGUUUUAUGGGAAUUUUUGACCAUUUUGACCAUUUUUUGACCAUUUUUUUGACCAUUCCUCUAGAAGUGCAUUUGUGAGGUCAGGCACUGAUGUUGGAUGAGAAGGUCUGGCUCUCAGUUUCCGCUCUAAUUCAUCCCAAAGGUGUUCUAUCAGAUUGAGAUCAGGACUCCUUACCAAACUCCCUCAUCCACGUCUUUAUGGACCUUGCUUUGUGCACUGGUGCACAGUCAUAUUGGAACAGGAAGGGGUCAUCCCCAAACUAUUCCCACAAAGUUGGGAGCAUGAACUUGUCCAAAAUGUCUUGGUAUGCUGAAGCAUUAGGAGUUCCUUUCACUGGAACUAAGGGGCCAAGCCCAGCUCCUGAAACACAACACCUCAAUUCAAUAAUUUGGAGGGGUGUCCCAAAACUUUGUGGCGAUAUAGUGUAUGUAUGCAAUCUGUUAGUAAUACACUAAAACUAUUGCACUGUUCAUUUUGUUCAUAAAAGUGCAGAAGACCAUGAUGACUGUUGUAGUUUAUUCGGUAGUCAUGUAAAGUGUGCAUACCUUUAGCACAAAAUGCUGUAUAACCAGAUACACAUUUCCUUCUUCCAGUCUGGUCUGAAUGUUGAGGGGGUAAUGGCAAAAAAUCAGACAAUUUUGAACAUGUAUUUCUUUUUAGAUUUUUGUAGGUACAUUGUAAAAGAAAUAAAUGCAAUUUCUCCCCCAUUCUAAAACACACACACACACACACACACACACACUUGCACUGAAGUGUAUCUGAACCUUUUUUCUGUAAGUGAAUGAUGUGUUUAAUAUGAUUGGGUACUACUGUUAAAACACUUGUUUUUUUUCACAUCUUUGUUAUUACUGUCAAUAAUUAUGGUGCUAAAAGUUUC